CCUUGUAUCUCUAGGCUUCUGAGUCUCCAGCUAUUUCGUCUCGUAUAAACGGCAACGUACGGCUCACGUUUUGUCUCUGUUUAAUUCUUAUUUCCCGGUGACUGUCUAUUCCUCUGAAAACCAAAUCUUGUUCUCUGAAAAUGCCACCAGCUGGACAAGAUGAUCUUGACUUCUUGAAGUACGCCAUGGAAUCGUACGUUGCUGACGUCAACGCCGACAUUGGCAAGACUACUAUCGUAUUCACUCUUCGUGAAAAGGCAGGAGCUCUCGCUGAAACAUUGAAGCUGUUCCAGGCACAUGAUGUGAAUCUGUCUCACAUUGAAUCAAGACCAUCAAAGACUCAUGAAGGAUGCUAUGAGGUGCUCGUUGAAUUUGCUGAAGCUGAAGACCAUCGUAAGAUUGAAGGAGUUAUUGAGCAUUUCCAACAAAAAGCUGAAAAGAAGGUUCUUGUUCAAGACUGGAACACCAAAAACAAACAAAACAAGGAUUCUGUUCCAUGGUUCCCACAGAAGAUCAACGACAUCGAUCAAUUUGCCAACAGAAUUCUUUCUUAUGGAGCUGAGCUUGAUGCCGAUCACCCUGGAUUUAAGGACAUGACCUACCGCGAGCGCAGAAAGUUUUUCGCCGAUAUUGCAUUCAACUUCAAACACGGAGACAAGAUCCCUACUAUCACCUACACUGAUGAAGAAAUUGCCACGUGGCGUACAGUCUACAACGAGCUGACAGUUAUGUACCCGAAAAACGCUUGCCAAGAGUUCAACUACAUAUUCCCACUCCUCCAGCAGAAUUGUGGUUUUGGACCUGACCGCAUUCCACAAUUGCAGGAUGUUUCAGAUUUUUUGAAGGAUUGUACCGGGUACACGAUUCGACCAGUCGCUGGUCUUCUUUCUUCUCGUGAUUUCUUGGCUGGUUUGGCCUUCCGUGUUUUUCAUUCCACACAAUACAUUCGCCAUCAUUCCGCUCCAAAAUACACACCUGAACCAGAUAUCUGCCACGAGCUUCUGGGACAUGUUCCACUAUUUGCUGAUGUUGAAUUUGCACAAUUCUCACAGGAAAUCGGUCUUGCUUCUCUUGGAGCUCCAGAUGAUGUUAUUGAAAAACUUGCCACACUCUACUGGUUCACAAUCGAAUUUGGAAUCUGUCAACAAGAUGGGGAGAAAAAAGCUUACGGAGCCGGACUUUUGAGUUCAUUUGGAGAGCUUCAAUAUGCGUUGAGUGAUAAGCCGGAAGUUGUAGAUUUUGAUCCAGCUGUAUGUUGUGUCACCAAAUAUCCAAUCACAGAAUAUCAGCCAAAGUAUUUCUUAGCUGAAUCAUUUGCAAGUGCUAAGAACAAACUUAAAUCAUGGGCAGCUACCAUCAAUCGUCCAUUCCAAAUUCGUUAUAAUGCUUACACUCAACGAGUUGAAAUUCUCGACAAGGUAGCAGCACUUCAACGUCUCGCAAGAGACAUCAGAAGUGAUAUUUCUACUUUGGAAGAAGCUCUUGGAAAAGUGAACAAUCUCAAGAUGAAGUGACUUUUUGAUUAAAUUGUUAAUUUGCAAGAAUAAAUGUACAUUGUUCUCAAUGUUUGUUGAAUUACAAAGAAACCUGAACAACAAUUACAAAUUUG
Molecule: messenger RNA, 1609 nt
Organism: Caenorhabditis elegans
Lineage: Eukaryota; Metazoa; Nematoda; Chromadorea; Rhabditida; Rhabditidae
Gene: pah-1
Product: Phenylalanine-4-hydroxylase
Exons: 9
Coding region: 141-1514 (457 amino acids)
Biological process (GO): aromatic amino acid metabolic process; phenol-containing compound biosynthetic process; L-phenylalanine catabolic process
Cellular component (GO): cytoplasm
Molecular function (GO): phenylalanine 4-monooxygenase activity; tryptophan 5-monooxygenase activity; iron ion binding
Source: RefSeq, marked reviewed